Messenger RNA from Lachancea sp. 'fantastica', 696 nucleotides. The record is from the annotation of a GenBank genome assembly. Lineage: Eukaryota; Fungi; Ascomycota; Saccharomycetes; Saccharomycetales; Saccharomycetaceae.
AUGGAGGAUUCUUCGGUAUUUUCUCGUAGCACGCAGGAUGUUUCUUCAGCGAUAUCACUAUAUAAUCUAUCUGCUGGCGAAGAUGCGUCUAUGAAAGCAGUAUUGGAUUAUGAACCCAACGACGAAGUACAGGGCUCUGUGAUCUCGCGUCCACUUUCAAGAUCUUCGGUGACUUCGUCUCUAUCAAUGGUUGCUACAAAAGACGGUAUAGAGGGCAGAAAUAUCCAUCGUCAUGGCAUUCCUCAGUAUUCGUUGAACUUACUGAGCUCAAUGGCCCCUCCUAGCAAUUCGAAGACUAAAAGCUACUCCAAGCAGCAACAAGGAAUCCCUCCUCACUUAUCAAACCCAAAAUCCUCGGCAUUGUACUCUGAAGAGCAGAUGGAUUCCAUUUCCCAUUCAGACUUGUCGACAGGCGCGCCAAUGACUCUCAAAGAGAAAAUGAAGCUGCUCAACUACAAAUCAGCACCUCUGCAGUACACUUCUUCUGCAGAAUCGCUCCAAGAUCGUACGGAACGGUCCCAAAUCGAUAGUCAACGUAGCAGUCACGGAACAAAAGAGGGACCAAAGUCCAUCGUAGCAGUUGCAGGAAGCGAAACCAACAGCAACCAUAGCACCAACGGUGAUGACUUUUCGUACUUGGGCGACGCUAAAGGUCUACCUCCAGUUUUUGUUUCGGUGGAAAACGACCACGAAUAA